Molecule: messenger RNA, 435 nt
Organism: Melampsora larici-populina 98AG31
Lineage: Eukaryota; Fungi; Basidiomycota; Pucciniomycetes; Pucciniales; Melampsoraceae
Exons: 6
Coding region: 1-435 (144 amino acids)
Source: RefSeq, a predicted model, not a curated record
AUGAUCUCCAAAGUUGCUUUACUAUUGUUUGCGAUCACGGUCGUGUCCCCAAUCACUGGCACAGCCGGAGACGACGUCACCAACAAAGUGACCUGUGAUCAAACAUAUCGUGGGGUUAAAACUCAUGCUCGUUGCAGCACUGAUGGUUACUUCUAUGAUUGUAGUGAUUGCACUGAUGGAACUGCAAAGGGACUGUUCUGCGUCCAUACAAAGGGUAUUCCAUCAAAACUGCCUGACGCACAAACACCAGGGGUUGUGAAGGACGCAGCAUGUAUCAAUUACGAGAAGCUUACCCGUGACAACAAACCAUUCGGCUAUGGGUGCUCCACGGGAAAAGUUCCACAAAGUUUAUUUUGUAAUGAUCUAGAUUCAAAGACAAUUCCAACUUGUCAGAAGUGCAAAAAAGGAGGUAAAAGACCUGACCUGAUUGUUUAG